This is a messenger RNA of Staurois parvus, 444 nucleotides long. The record is from the annotation of a GenBank genome assembly. Lineage: Eukaryota; Metazoa; Chordata; Amphibia; Anura; Ranidae.
UGAUGAUCAGUGUGGCCCAGAAGUGCUACUAUCAGUGUCCGUCAGUGUCCGUCAGUGCCAGCAGUCAGUGCUCAUCAGUGCCACAUGCCAGUGCCCAUCAAUGCCACAUAUCAGUGCCCAUCUGAGCUGCCUUUCAAUGUCACCCAUCAGUGCCAGUCUGUGCCACCUAUCAGUGCUGCCAAUCAGUGCCACCUAUCAGUGCCAGUCAGUGCCGCCUAUCAGUGCGCAUCAGUGCCGCCUAUCAGUGCGCAUCAGUGCUGCCUAUCAGUGCUGCCUAUCAGUGCCAGUCAGUGCCACUUAUCAGUGCCAUGCCAGUCAGUGCUGCCUAUCAGUGCCGCCUAUCAGUGCCAUAUAUCAGUGUCAUGUAUCAGUGCUGCCUUCCAGCGCCCAUCAGUGAUGCCUCUCAAUGCCCAUCAGUGCAACCUAGCAGUGCCUCCUCAUCAG